Molecule: messenger RNA, 1828 nt
Organism: Mastomys coucha (southern multimammate mouse)
Lineage: Eukaryota; Metazoa; Chordata; Mammalia; Rodentia; Muridae
Gene: Slc25a47
Product: solute carrier family 25 member 47
Exons: 8
Coding region: 261-1196 (311 amino acids)
Biological process (GO): transport
Cellular component (GO): mitochondrion
Molecular function (GO): transmembrane transporter activity
Source: RefSeq, a predicted model, not a curated record
CAGAUCAGGGGCGCGGGCAUAUGGCUACAACUCUGGGCCUUAGGACAGGCUGAGCUAGGUGCAGGACAAGGAGCAAGCAGGAAUAGAAACCCUGGCUAAGACACAUAGGAAGGAGUCACUUGAGCAAGGCAUCCUGCUAUCCGAGAGCCCUUUGCACAGGACGUUGAUGAUCUGAGGCAGAAGACAAGGAAUGCUGCUUGUGGAUAUACUAAGUCACUCCAGGAACACCACCAGACUCAUGAACUUAUCAACUAAACAAGAUGAAACCCCUCACUUGGAUCUCUAAAAGAGGAGUCUGCGGUGUUGCUGUGGGGUACCCUCUGGAUACAGUGAAGGUCAGAAUCCAGACUGAGGCCAAGUAUACAAGCAUCUGGCACUGCAUCCGGGACACAUAUUGUCAAGAGCGGGUGUGGGGCUUCUACAGGGGCCUCUCACUGCCCGUGUGCACAGUGUCCCUGGUGUCAUCUGUAUCUUUUGGUACCUACCACCACUGCCUGGCUCACAUUUGCCGCUUCCGGUAUGGCAGCACAGACGCCAAGCCCACCAAGGCUGAUAUCACACUCUCAGGAUGUGCCUCUGGCCUUGUCCGGGUGUUCCUGACGUCACCCACUGAGGUGGCCAAAGUCCGCCUGCAGACACAGGCCCAAGCUCAGACACAGCAGUGGAGGCCCUCGGCCUCCUGGACAUCUGUGGCUCCUGCUUUGUGUCCUGCACCCACUGCUUGCCUGGAGCCCAGGCCUAAGUACAGUGGGCCACUGCACUGUUUAGUCACAGUGGCCCGAGAGGAGGGACUGCGGGGACUCUACAAGGGCAGCUCGGCUCUGCUCCUCCGUGAAGGUCAUUCCUUUGCCACUUACUUUCUCUCCUAUGCUAUGCUCUGCGAGUGGCUCACUCCUGCUGGCCAUAGCCAGCCAGAUGUCCUAGGUGUGCUGGUGGCUGGAGGCUGCGCUGGGGUCAUGGCCUGGGCUGUGGCUACCCCCAUGGAUGUGAUCAAGUCCCGCCUGCAGGCGGAUGGGCAGGGCCAGCAGCGCUACCGGGGCCUUCUGCACUGUGUGGUGACCAGCGUGCGGGAGGAGGGUCCCAGGGUGCUCUUCAAGGGGCUGGCACUCAACUGCUGUCGUGCCUUUCCUGUCAACAUGGUGGUCUUUGUGGCUUAUGAGGCUGUGCUGAGGCUCACUCAGAGCUUGCUCACAUAGGCAUCCCUGUCACAUAGCAGCUGGAAACAAAGGGGAGUAUGGGUAGGCUCAGGGUCCCACAGGGCUGUCACUGGAACAGCAGAAGGCCUUCUGUGCCCUGACUUAGGGGAGGCCUGAGCUUAGCCAGCCCAGCUGCUGAUCACAAAGUCAGGGAGUUGAUCUGCCAUCUGCUUAGGGGUCAUGAGUCAGAAUUGUGUUGGUCUCCUCGAUGAGGACAUGUGUCAGUUGGAGUCAUUUGUCACAUGAACAACUGUUCAUUCCUGCUUGUACUGCCAUGCCCACACCCAUUUCAGAGCAUAGCCUCACCAACCUCUCCGGGUGCUAGGCCAACCUCUAACCCCAGUUCCACUCAACAUCCACUGAUUCACACUGUCCCCUUAGAGACAAUAAGCUGGUUACAUCUGACUGUAGGCUGUGCUGGUUCCCUGCCCUAGGCCACUCAGAGUGGCCGCCAUUCUCGUUGACGGAAUGGGUGCAGGGCAUUACCAUCACAUAACCACACUGCCUGUAGGUGCUGUGCUGGCCACAUAAAGAUCCUGGAAGCUGGGCAGUGGUGGCACAUGCCUUUAAUCCCAGCACUUGGGAGGCAGAGGCAGGCGGAUUUCUGAGUUCGAGGCCAGCCUGGUCUACAG